Molecule: messenger RNA, 1413 nt
Organism: Diversispora eburnea
Lineage: Eukaryota; Fungi; Glomeromycota; Glomeromycetes; Diversisporales; Diversisporaceae
Source: the annotation of a GenBank genome assembly
AUGUUUUAUUUUUGUUUGGCUAUAACUAAUACUAUGGAUUCAGUGACGAUCACGAAUUUACCAAUUUCAGUAAAUUUGCAAGAAUUAGAAUUUCGUAACCAUGAAAAACUCCAAAAUAAUACAUUAUGCAUUCUCUUACAUGCUUAUGAUGCACGAUAUGCAAAGAGCCGAGGGCAAGUUUAUAAUGUGAUCCUUCGUAUGAGUAACUUGACUUUUGAGUAUCAUGAAGAAGAAAUUUCUUCAAAUAAUGCUAAAAGCAAAAAGCAAAAUAAUAAUAAACCUGAUCACUUAGUACAUAAUAAUAGCCAAUCUGAUAACUUCGCACGUAUUAAUAGUCAAUAUGAUAACUUCGCAUGUAGUAAUAGUCAAUAUGAUGACUUUACACGUGGUAAUAGUCAAUAUGAUAACUUCACGCAUAUUAAUAACCAAUCUGAUUUUUUUACGCGUAGUAAUGAACGAUUUGAUAACUUCACGUGUAGUAAUGAUCGAUUUGAUAACUUCAUACAUAGUAAUAAUCAAUUUGAUAACUUCAUGUGUAAUACUACGACUUUUCCCAAAGAUGAAACAAGUGGAACUGAAACUGGGAAGUUUACCAUUAUCAAUAUGGUGACAAAUUACUUUUUAAGCCGUUCACUUGAUGAACCAAAGAUUGUCAUUUCAUCAAAGUAUUAUAAAGUUACUGAAAAAGAAUUUGUUAAUGAGCAUUCGGAAGUAAAAUUAGAUGAUAUAACUAAAAGCCAAAUUAAAAAAUACUACAAUUACAAUUUCAAACAUCCUAACAAUUCUGCAUAUAAAUUCAUCUUCAUUGAUACUCCUGAACUGAGUGAUAUGAAAGAAAUUUCUGCAGGUUCUCUAUCUGCCACUAUGAUCAUUGCAAAUGGAACUGAAGCAAGAGUAACACCAUCAAUCAAGAAUACUUUAGUUCGAUUAGCAAAUAAUCUUCCUGAUGCGAUAAUCAAUAAUCUAUUCAUAUUUUUUUAUAUGAACAAUCAAGCUUUCUGUACUGAUCCCCAAAUCUGGAAAAAUAACUUUGAAGAAUGUAUUACAGUUCAAUAUCAUUGGGAUAAAUCAAUUAAAAAAAUUGAUAUUUUGUUAAAGGCAAUCACUGAAAUGUUCACUACUUCAACACAAACUUUUGUGAAGAUGAAAGAGUAUAGAGACAAAAUCAAAUCUGAAAUUAUGAAAGUCACUCAAGAUAUAAUAAAUAUUCAAAAAGUACAGAAUUCACUUGAUGCUGUUCAAAAAACUUUACAGAUAUCAAGAAACAAUAAAAACUCUUUUGCCAAUUAUGCAAAGAGCAAAUCAAUUAAAUUUAAGAAAAUUGUUCCAGUUAAUCAUUAUAAAAGUGUAGAAUAUGUGGAUGUCAAUCAAAUACAUAAUACAGUUGAUCUCCUAAAGUCACCUCCUAUAUAA